Trypanosoma grayi is the source of this 351-nucleotide messenger RNA. Its product is annotated as cytochrome c oxidase subunit 10. The record is from RefSeq and is a predicted model, not a curated record. The transcript has a single exon. Lineage: Eukaryota; Euglenozoa; Kinetoplastea; Trypanosomatida; Trypanosomatidae. Bases 1 to 351 code for a protein of 116 amino acids.
AUGAUGCGUCGCGUGUACUCGCGUGUGGCCUGCCUGUGUGCGGUUCCACAGAGCCGCAACCUGCACUUCCCCAUCACGCCUCCCCCGAUCGAGAUCGAGUACUUGGACGAGGACCCACUGGAGUUUGCCGUCCGAACAGAGGCGCGUAAGUGGGGAUUUGACGACAUGGGCUACAUGCGCGAGCUGGCGUUUGUGCGCAUCAAUGACAACCCCACAGUUGGCCAGUUCCGCAGCAUGACGCCAGAUGAAAGGCGUGACCUCUUUUGGGGUAGCGACCGACAGGACUUCUUCCGGCAUCUUACGUGCACUCUCACAGGCGCCCCGGAACACUUGUACCACCGCGGCUGGUAA